AUUUUGUUAGAAGUUCGAUACGAGGCAGAAGUGUUAAUUUGGCCUCUGCAGUACACCCAGCUGGUUACAACUACACGCAAGCGAUUCCAGUUGACAGUAGUUUAGGAGAAGUGACUGUGUCAGUAUCUGGAGCUAAGCCCACUAUUAAAGUGGUGAACCCCAGCGGACACGAAGUCGUGGGGCCACCACAGCUUGUCACCACAUUGGACCUAUCUGAGAUUAUGAUAGUUAAAGUAUUAGAACCGGAACCUGGCAAUUGGACUAUAACAGUAGGGAGUGAAAAAGAUUAUUCCGUCAAAGUGUCCGGUCUAUCAAAUAUCACAUUUGAUCACGGGUUCUCUGUUGAGAAAACUAACUCUAUGGAAGAAGCUAGCUAUCGACCUUUGCAAGGAACUUAUAACCACAUGUUAAUUUCUAUAUCAGAAGUGCCGGUUCAAAUUGACUUCGCUGAAAUAUUAACAACAGAUGGAAAGACGCUUUUCGAAGUUCCCGUCAAACAAAAAGACGAUAUGUUCUUAGCUGACGCCUUUAUACCGCCUGAUGAUUUCUUUUAUAUCGCUAUAAAUGGGCGAGAUCAAAAUGGACAAAAAUUUCGGAGAGUUGGCCCAACAGCCGUGCAAGCUAAACCACCAGAUGUUCCUUAUCUAACUGCGCCUAAACAGAUAGAAGCCCGGUCGCACGAUCGUGUAGUCCUCAAAUGCAAUGUGGAAAGUCUUGUUCCUGUAACUGUUCAAUGGACCAGAGAUUCGCCGAGGAUGCAAAGGAAGACUUCAAGUCUACAGAGCACUUCAAUAGAAUACGUGAUAGAAGACAUGAGCGAAGCCCAUGUUGGUACUUACAGGUGUUCUGCAAGCAACGCUGCGGGACAAAGCAAGACUAGCACGCAACUCUCCUUACUAGUGGAACCGCCCCAAGUGUCAGUAUUGCCAGUGAACGCAACACUAUCUGCUGGUGAAGACCUGACUAUCUCCUGUGCGGUCUUCAGUGAAGCCGUACUUCUUAAGAGUCAGAUUAUAUUUAACAAUGGCAAAACUGUUAAUGUGACUAAUAUUAAGGUUGGUCGGAAUAUUGAUGGCUUUUAUUCCUAUAAUAAGACGAUUUCCAACGUCACUGAAAAACAUCGCGGCAAAUACACCUGUCUAGCUGCUAACAGAGGAGGUUCAAUAAAUCAAUCAACAUACAUAAUUAUAGAGAGCGAACCAACAGCUAAGAUAUUAGGACACCAUAAUGUCGCCGGACAAAUUAAUACCAAUCUAAAAUUACUAUGUCAAGUGGAGAAUGCUAAUUUGGCACAAUGGAUGUCACCAAAUGGCACGGUGGCAAAAGAAGUGGUAAUUAAUGGCACUUAUAAUAUUACUCUAGAUGUGACACUCACUGAGGAGGGUUACUGGACUUGUAUUGGUUUACGAAAUUCACAUAGAGCUUCAGAUAUAGUACAAGUAAAUAUUGAGAUAAAGCCUGAAGUGAAUAUCGAAGAUAGAAACAUAACAGUAGUUGUAGGCAGCAUGCAGCAAUUAGUGUGUACUGUGCGAGCUAAACCGCCGCCUACAGUUGUAUGGAGGAGAGGGACUGAAGAGUUUAAUAAUACGGUAGUGCAAGUGAAAGAGACAGUAUAUAGGAGCGUGGUGAUGUUAGACAGUGGCAGAUAUAAUGUCAACGGGACCUACUUCUGUAUAGCAGAGAACUCAGUCGGGAAAGCGCAGGAUACUGUCACAGUAAAUGUACGCAAGAAUAUGCGAAUAUUGGAAAACUUUACAGACCAACAAGUAGAAUUAUAUUCACAAAUAGACCUACACUGCAAUGUGGACACCCAUCCUCCGGCAACUAUAACAUGGCAACACAACAACACAGACAUACAGACAGACGACAACAUUGAUAUAUCUGAAGAUGGAACCACGCUAUAUAUACAGAAAAUUGAUUUUAAUGAUCUCGGACUUUAUACUUGUUUAAUGGAUAAUGGAUAUGAAAGGAUACAAAUUAAUGGGUCGUUACAAGUUGUUGGAUUGGAAAGUCCUGUUUUAUCUAAAGAACCUUCCAGUAUAAGAGCGCGCAGAGGCGACACCGCAUUUAUAACAUGUAGACUAUUAAAGGGCAACCCAGAACCGAAGAUAACAUGGCAAUACAAAAUUAACGGAACAGAUGAAUUUAAAAAUCUUAGAAACAACACCAAAGUGAAUGAAGAAGGUUUUAUUGUGACCAUAAACAAUGUGAGUUUACAAGACGAAGGUUUUUAUCAAUGUUUAGCAGAAAAUCCUAUUGGAAAAGAUAUUUAUCAAGUUUUUCUAAAUAUACUAUAUCCACCAGAAUUAAAAACUUUACGAAAAUCGGAAGAAAAUAAUUUAGAAAUCAAAUCUGGUGACAAAGUUUUGUUGAAUUGUAACGUUGUUGGUAAUCCUCCGCCUUUCGUAGUUUGGACUAAAGAUGGAAAAACUUUAUCUUACUCUAAGAAUGUCUACUUAACUAAUACAAACGAGUUAGUUAUAUCAAAUGUGACAGUGUACCAUUCCGGUACUUACAACUGUAACGCUUCCAGUACUUUGGGCUCUCUCACUAACAACUAUACAUUGCAAGUUUAUUUGUCGCCUUCAAUAACUACACAUAGUCAAGACCAAGUUAUACAAGUGCUGGAAGGUCAGCUGGUGGAGCUGCCGUGUGCUGUGUCAGGCUCCCCCACUCCAGCUGUCACUUGGUCACAUAAUGAUGUAAAUGUCAAUGAACACAGGAAAUAUAUAGAUGAAUAUGGAAUGAGGUUUGUUGCGAAUUUGACAGACUUUGGUGAAUAUUCUUGCAUUGCGACAAACGCAUAUGGAUAUGCGAUGUUAAAUUACACAGUUUAUGUAUGGGUGGCGCCAUUUUUGGAGCCUCCAUUAUUGGAGACAAAGAAUGUUUUAUUAGGCUCCAAUGUAACGCUACAAUGCAGUGCUAUUGGCUUCCCAGUUCCUAUUAUCUUGUGGCAAUUUAACAAUACAUUACUGGCUGAAAAUACAACGGAUUUAAGUUUCAAUGAGAUCGGACAAAUGAACAUAACAAAUGUGAAUUACAAACACGAGGGAUAUUACGAAUGUGUUGCUGAGAACUUAGCGGGCUUCGCUGCAAAGACGAUUAUUCUCAAUAUAAAUGAACCACCAAAAAUAAUGGACGACAACUACACCGGGCCGUAUGUCGCUACAGUACUGGAUACAUUUCUUGCCCUCGCCUGCAAAGCUACAGGCAAACCUACACCUUAUGUCGUAUGGAUUAAAGACGGUUAUUAUUUAGAUAAAGAUUCCCGUUACGAUAUCGACAUGGAGGGUACGUUGACCAUUAAGUCACCUUCAGAAGACCUCAGUGGAGACUACACAUGUCUCGCUAAGAAUAUCCUCGGCUCCGCCACACGGACUGUGCCCGUACAAAUAUACGCUGUCCCUAGUGUGAUGGUGUCUGAAGAGUCUCAGUCUGUCAUGCACGUGGUGGAAGGCAGCAAUGCCACCAUCGAAUGCCCCCUGCGUCGUGGACUUAAUGACACCAUCAAAUGGUAUAAGGACGCAUUAUUAAUAUCAAAUACGUCAUUACACUUGACGCCGGUGAGACGUGCGCACGACGCGAGGUACGCGUGCGUAGUGAGCAACAUGGCGGGGGGCGCGCACGCGACACUCAUUUUGGACGUACAAUGGCCGCCGCACACCAACACAUAUACACAGCUGCUUGAGGUUUCUGCAGGAAAUAAUAUUGAAUUGAAUUGUGAUGUUGAUGCUAAACCUACAGCUAAGACGAAAUGGUUGUUCAAUUCCAAGUUAUUACUAGGAGAGGACAAGAGUCAUUUGAAGCUGACAAAUAUCCAACUCAGACAGACCGGAGUGUACAAAUGUGUAGCCGCCAAUGAACACGGGACAGUCGUAAAAGAAUUCACUGUAGACGUCUUAGUUCCACCUUUUAUAUCUGACUUCGAUGUGUUGGAUGUUCAACUGAAGGAAGGUACGAAUGCUAGUCUCGAAUGUAACGCAAGGGGAUCUCCGAAACCUGACAUAAAAUGGACGUUCAACAACACAUCAUGGUUAAUUAAAAAUUCAACAAUAAUAAAUACAAAUAUUACGACAAAGUCGGAAGGUACAUAUAAAUGCGAGGCGAGGAACAAAGCGGGUGUCACAUAUCUCGUAUACAGAGUUAAUGUCGUUAAAAUAGCUAAAAUUGAAGAUAUUAUAGUAUUUAAUGAUGCUAUCGGUACUAACGUCAUAGAUAUAUUGGAAGUUGUUGUAGAUUCUCGUAUCCGUAUAGCGUGCAAAGGUACAGGCAAGCCGACACCUUACAUACAGUGGAUAAGACAUGGUAACACUCUCGCUAACAACACACCAAAUAUUAACUACGCAGAUUUCAUUAUACAUAAAGUGGCAACAUCGGAUGCUGGCUUGUACGUCUGUGUGGCGUCCAAUGAAGGUGGAGUUGACGAGAGGAAAAUUAAAUUGGAUGUUUUGGAGCCACCAAAAAUAUUCCAAAAUUUAUUCCAAGAGACAUCUUCAACAAAUAUAAUAAAUUUAGAAGUGUUAUCAGGGCAAGCUUUUUAUAUGCAUUGUCAUCCGUAUGGGAACCCAUUGCCUGAGAUAUAUUGGUUUAAAGACAAUAUACCAUUGAAAUUGUUUGAUAAUACAAUGAUAUAUACAGAUUAUAGUGAAAUUAUUCAAUCCCCUAACGCAUUGUAUGAACAGUCAGGCAAUUAUACUUGUGUUGCUAAAAAUAAAGUUGGAGUAACUAGUCUUAUUUAUUUGGUUGAUGUUUUAGUACCACCACCACAACCGAAGGAAAGUACAAAAGAAGUGAGAACAAGAAUUGGUAAAGCAUUAAACCUAACUUGUCCUGCAGAGGGCGCUCCCAGACCAUAUGUCACAUGGAUCAAACAUCCGUACUCAGAGAUCACUCAAUUCACACCCAGAGUGCAUCUCACUGAAGAUAAUGUCACUUUAAUAAUAAAUGUUACAUUAGUAGCCGACAGUGGAAUAUAUUCCUGUAUCAUGACUAACAAAGUUGGAGCUAUCGAAGUCAAUUUUAACGUGAUUAUAGUAAAGCCGUCAUCCAUCGUCGGCAAUGUGGGCAAUGACACAAUGGAGAACCACGUGGUGUCAUUGCGACGCAGCAUUGUACUCAAAUGUGAUGUGGACGGACAUCCACCGCCUAAGAUUACUUGGUUAAAGGAUAUCCAGCGAGUGAGCGAGGAGGUGCACAUCCAGCGCGUGUUGGGCAGCAGCCUGCUGGCUGUGUGGAGUGCGGCAGUACGUGAUGCUGGUCAGUACAUCUGCGUGGCGGAGAACAGCGCCGGCAUCGCCUCGCGCCGGUACAACCUCGCGGUUAAAGUGCCUGGUAAAUGGAGUGCAUGGUCACAAUGGAGCUACUGCAAUGUGACCUGCGGUUUAGGUUAUCAGAAACGAUCUAGAUUUUGUCACUACAUAGACGAUAAUAAUAAUACUAUUGACAAAACUUCCAUGUCAGAUAAAAUAAUACUAGACGAGAGCGCGUGUAAAGGAUCGACAAUUGACAGAAGGAAAUGUCGCAUGCCAUCUUGCGAAGAGGAGGAGUCAGGCUGGUCGAGCUGGUCGCGCUGGGGCGCGUGCUCAGCGACGUGCGGCGCGGGCACGCAGGCGCGGGCACGUCGCUGUCGUGCGCAUGCGCAAUACCAAUGUACCGGCGACAACGUACAGAUAAGAAAAUGUCCGAACUUACCAAAAUGCAGUUCCCAAUCGAGAUACAAUACAAAUGAAGUUUACAGCAGCCAAGAAACUAAUGAAACUGAUAUGUCUUCGUAUUUACCCGAAACUGUUAUAGAGAUGCAACCAGAUGACAUUGACUUUAGAAGAUCUUUGGAUACUGAGGAAAUUUAUGUACCAACUGGUAAAAAAGGUCAAAUGUACUUUGACGUGAAUGUGACAGAGAAUUUGGACCGCAGCGAGCGCGGACCUUGCAAUGCUGGCUUUACUUAUAUCGCCGAUGACGAUACCUGCCAAGAUGUGGACGAAUGCACUAUCGAGAGCAACCAAUGUCACGCCACUCAGUUGUGUACCAACACAGCGGGAGGAUACCGCUGCAGCUGUCCCGCGGGGUAUGUCGCACUAGCCGCAGGACUGCGCUGUCUAGAUAUCAACGAGUGCGAGCAGGAGGUGCACGGGUGCGAGUUUGCGUGCGUGAACGUGGCGGGCGGCUACGUGUGCGCCUGCCCCAGACAUCUGCGGCUGCAUGUCGACAGGCACCAUUGUGUGCUUCCUCCACUUUAUCAGAAACCGCUUUCUUUUAACGAGAAUUCUGUUUCCGAUGAUUUUUUAAACUCAGACGUCGACUUCCCAGCAAGCUAUACUAAAUAUAAUAGAUAUUAA
Papilio xuthus (Asian swallowtail) is the source of this 6338-nucleotide messenger RNA. RefSeq names its product hemicentin-1. Gene Ontology annotation, molecular function: calcium ion binding. Bases 222 to 6338 code for a protein of 2038 amino acids. Gene Ontology annotation, biological process: homophilic cell-cell adhesion. The transcript is spliced from 43 exons. NCBI's taxonomy places the organism in Eukaryota, Metazoa, Arthropoda, Insecta, Lepidoptera, Papilionidae. Gene Ontology annotation, cellular component: plasma membrane. The record is from RefSeq and is a predicted model, not a curated record.